Molecule: messenger RNA, 1496 nt
Organism: Gamsiella multidivaricata
Lineage: Eukaryota; Fungi; Mortierellomycota; Mortierellomycetes; Mortierellales; Mortierellaceae
Product: kinase-like domain-containing protein
Exons: 8
Coding region: 209-1267 (352 amino acids)
Biological process (GO): intracellular signal transduction; protein phosphorylation
Cellular component (GO): nucleus; cytoplasm
Molecular function (GO): MAP kinase activity; ATP binding
Source: RefSeq, a predicted model, not a curated record
CCUCACCACCAUCAUCCAUGGAUGAUUCGCUGCAGUGCUUCCUCCAUUCUGCACCCUGUCUUUGUCCGUUGCUUCCCCAUCACCCCUUUUUCUUUUCCCACCUCUGCUUGGUUUCUUUUUGAGUGCACUCACUCUAAAAUUUAUUUUCUUUCAGUUGCCCAUCAUUCUCUCGCGAAUCACUAAGCGUCUGAGCGAUACCAUCUCCGAAAUGACCGCAACCACUAAUCCUCGCGCCCGUAACUUCAAUGCCGGUGAACAGUACGAAAUUCUCGACGUCGUUGGUGAGGGUGCCUAUGGUAUCGUCUGCUCGGCCAUCUACAAGCCCACAGGACAAAAGGUCGCCAUCAAAAAAAUUACGCCCUUUGACCAUUCCAUGUUCUGUCUGCGGACCCUGCGGGAGAUCAAGUUGCUCAAGUACUUCAAUCAUGAAAAUAUCAUUUCUAUUCUGGAUAUCGUCAAGCCGCCGUCCCUGGAAGCCUUCCAAGAAGUAUACCUGAUUCAGGAGCUGAUGGAAACAGAUAUGCAUCGUGUCAUCAGGACUCAGGACUUGAGCGACGAUCACUGUCAGUACUUUAUCUACCAAACCUUGCGAGCACUCAAGUGCAUGCACUCUGCCAAUGUCCUGCACCGCGAUCUUAAGCCAAGUAACUUGCUCUUAAACGCCAAUUGCGAUCUCAAGAUCUGUGAUUUUGGUCUUGCUCGCUCGGCCAAUUCAAAUGACGAACACAGUGGAUUUAUGACUGAGUAUGUGGCAACCCGCUGGUACAGAGCACCCGAGAUCAUGCUUACGUUCAAGGAGUACACGAAGGCCAUUGAUGUCUGGUCAGUCGGAUGUAUCCUUGCGGAGAUGCUCAGUGGCAAGCCCCUCUUCCCUGGACGCGACUAUCACUCUCAAUUGAACUUGAUUUUGGACGUACUGGGCACACCGACGAUGGAGGAUUUCUAUGGCAUAAAGUCCCGUCGUGCCCGUGACUAUAUCCGCACGCUUGCGUUCAAGCGAAGGAUCCCGUUCGCAUCGAUGUUUCCGGAUGCGAACCCGCUUGCGCUUGAUUUGCUGGAGAAAUUCUUGACAUUCAACCCCGUCAAACGCAUCACUGUGGAGGAGGCACUCCGCCAUCCGUACCUGGAGCCCUAUCACGACCCUGAGGAUGAACCAUCAAUGGAACCCAUCCCGGAGAGCUUUUUCGACUUUGAUAAGCAUAAGGACAGCCUGUCAAAGGAGCACUUGAAAGAACUGAUAUAUAAGGAGGUUACUGGAAUCAACUGAAUCAGCCUGUAGGACUGGGGAGCGAAGAAGGAAUGCACAGCUUGCGCGGGGGAUGUUCCUGGCUGCAAAGGAUCAUUGAUAUCCUUCGCGCGCACGACCAUAACCCAAAACAUAAUGAAUAAAAAAGACAAUGGUACAUCUAUGAUCCCCUACCGUAUACAAAGAUCAGAGAUAGACACGAAAAAAAAGCAACUAUAGGAUGCAGCAGAUGUGACCCUAUCUUGUCCCG